AUGGAUAACGAAUUGACUGCACCUCUCCGCUCUCCGCUUAGUGAAGAGCGAGUCCGUCAGAUAUCACGGUCAACACGAUCCCAUGUGCCCUCGACAGCAAGCAWUCAUGAUGGCCAAGUCAAUGAGUUCGAGAAUCUCCUUGAUCACAUCCUUUUCACAAGCGCAUAUGCCACGCUCGUUACAACACAUCGAGUCAGUUCCUGGAACACACUCUGCUCUCUUAUCGACCAGGCCUUGGAUUCAGACCUUCCCGAGGCCAGAGAUGUGAUAUGGGCCUCGAAUAUAUGGAACCGAGCCUUGGACUUGUAUCUUUACCAUGCCCACAGCGCCAGACCCAAAUCAGCCCGACAGUUGCUCGUCACUUUGACAGGCGCUUUGAAAAAGGCACCUUCAAAUGUACAGGCAGAAUUGAAAUGGGUUGCUACUCAGCGGCUAGUGCGAUGUUUGCUAGACUUCCAGGAUCCGACCCAGGCGAAGGCAGGCGCACAGCUGCUUAGCCAUCUGCUGAUCAAGGACGUGAUUGGAAUCGAUACUGUGUCGCUGUCGUUCAGCCAGGCUGGAGUGGCGGAUUCCACAGCUUCUGUCGAAGUCCAGACUAUCGAUAUGCUCGAAUCAAUAUUUGGAUGGCUUGGCAGGGGCGACUUCGGUUCCRCGAUUGCACAGUYGAUCUCAGCUUUGCUGGAUAAGAUGCCAGCGAUGGAAACAUCUGUUCGACCAAUCUGGGCAUUGUCACUUAAGAGAGCACACCGGCGGGACUCCGCAAAUGUCGAUGAUCUUAGAGCACACAUCUUUCCUAUGCUGUUCAAGCGAAGUUUCGAGGACUUUGCGGCCUUCUUGCAGUCUCAAGGCCUGAACCGACUCAUGCAACCUCAGGAGCAGUCCGAUUUGUUAAGCGAGGGCACAGGUGAACUGCUUUACGCAGCGUUACAGACAGGCAAGGAGCUUGGAAUACUACUGGAGGUCGAUGAGAAUGAGGUAUCGUACGCUUCGACCGCAGUGCUCAUUCCGCUGCAGCUGAUUAGUCGACUGUUACUACAUCGAGCUCGCUCAGCCCGUCUGACUGGCCUCUCUUUGCUCAUCAAUUCACAUUCGGUGACAAGACCUCUAUCUUCCGCGGCAUUGAAUCUGGCGAGACGAAGCUUUGGCGUGUUUUUUGCAGAUGUCGAUGCUGACUUUCGCUCUGAAAUAUUCGGCGCAUUUUCGAGACUGAUAGACCGCAUUCGGGCUGUUACUUCCGUGCUAUCUCGGCAAGCGACCCAGCAGGAGAAAAUGCAUCCGGGUUCUGCACCAUCCCGUGCAGUCCAGGAGUACCACCAGGACUUUGUGAAGCGGAUGCUGCGCUUCCUGACCUGGGAACUGCGGCCCACGGCAAGCUACCAAAGGCACAUUUCUGCAUUGAAAUGUAUUUCGAUACUAGUKCGUUCUGGCGUUGAUGAACAUGUGCCCAAAGAGUUCUGUUCCAAAUCUGCGCAGGGUGAGACGAAAUGGCCAUUCAGACUCACGAUCCUGACAAUCGAUCUGCAGAGGCUUCUGCUCGAUAUUCUCUUCGAUCCAUUUGAUGAUGUACGAGCUACCGCUGCGGCGGUACUAGGAUAUUACUGCUCCACCGCGACGGCUGUUGGAGUGCUGCAUCAAGCCGAAUUGACCUCAACGCUCGGCAGAGCAGAGACUAUGAUGCUCGCUACCGGUAGAGCGGAUCACGCUGAUGGAGUCGCCCAUUUGUACUCCAUCUGUUACAGGCAAUGUGCCCCAGAGGACUUCAAUUUGGCAAAUCAUCGGACCGCGCGACAGGACUUCUUCUCGCAUCUUGUACAAAAGCUCGACCGAAUGCUAGCCAGUGCAAAGCACAAUCUGGGAGAUGCUGUCGAGAAUUACCCCAUGCACGGGCUGUUGACGAGCUUGAGGUAUAUCCUCCAGCAGGACCCGGCGAACACUGGAACAGUGCUACCAUCUCGCCUGUUCGAGUAUCUGCGUGAGGUCUGGGCUGUUGUAAAGCCGAUCCUGUGCAACGAUGCCCCCGAAGGGUACAUUCCAGAGGAGCUGGAGAAUUCUCCUGAGUCUACCAAGGAAAGCUUGAGCUACUGCUGGAGGGCGCUCAAAGAAGCGAGUUUGCUUUUGAGCACUUUGAUAUCAACCGAUGGUGACACUGAUAGCUUGCGGCAGAUGAGCGGACUGUGUUUCACACAACUCGCAGAACUAAGGCACCGUGGAGCAUUCUCAACCGUCGCUCAAACUUGGCAGGCUUGUUGUAUGCGGUGCAAAGACCUGCGGGACUCGGCCGGGUCUCUCAUGCUUGAGAUGUGGUAUGCGGAUGUGCUGGCAAUUCUUCGCAAUCACGUUACUAUUAACACCAGGCGAUCUGCUGGACUGCCCUCACUACUCUGUGGACUCCUCAUCGCAGACAAGACAGGCAAUCUGCUCGCCCGAGCCUUCACUGAUCUGGAAGCUAUCGCAAGGCAAGACGUCGACGCCGGUUCGGCAGAAGAGGGAAGUCUGGCGCAAGUGCAUGCCAUGAACUGCUUGAAGGACAUCUUGAAGAACACCAGACUCGGAGAGCAGACGAGACAUUACGUCCCGGCAGCUUUACAACUGGCUGCUGAUGCAUUGCGGUCAGAAGUCUGGGCCAUCCGGAACUGUGGACUGAUGCUGUUCAGGGCGGUCAUUGAUCGAUUACUGGGUACUAAUGAAUCUCAUUCGGGCGAGGCCUUUGUUUUACAAAAGCGAAUCUCCGCAGAACAGCAUCCUGCAUUGCUUGAUGUCGUACUUGGCUUGUUGCCGCGCAACGGUGCAUCUGCACAAGAUUCAGUUCGGUACGAAAGUGUCUUUCCUGCUCUGCAACUUCUACAACAUACCCGCAUCCCGAAUGAGCGAUUAGAGGAGACGAGGAGAGCUGUUGGAGCACUUACUGCAAGUCCAUCAUGGCAUGUGCGAGAUAAGGCCGCGCGGGCAUUGGCUUCUUUGGUGAACCCCGAUGAGACGAGACAACAGCUCGCGACUCUGUUGAACGCCGGUACCACAACCCAAAAUGCUUUGCAUGGAGCGUUACUCACCGCGAAACAUGUCAUGGUUCAGGCGAGGCAAGCGGCUACCAAUCCGUCCUCUACAGAUGAGGGAACCAGCCCAGGCUCGUCCGGAAAGUAUUCUCUCGUUGCGAAGAAUCUUGCAAGUAUUUACCAAGCAACCCCUGCGGCUGUAAGUAAGGCUGCAUGCGUUGACGUUCUUCGAGAGUGCUGCGCCUACAUCUCGCACAACGGAGCAGAAGACGAUGCGAACGACCAUCGCCGACUGUUUUUCGCUUUUGCUGGAGAUUCUCUCCACGAGUACGGCGCAGCUGCGGUGUACACCAGCAUUUUGUCGCAGUCUCUCUACGACACCACAGCCGCAGUACUUCGGCAGGCUUGGGCUAGGUAUGCAGCGUUCCACAUUGCAACUUACAAGCUUGGCACAAAGAAGGAGGCGGAGAGUUUCUCCGAUGCCUUAUUUGAACUCGCGCAUCGUGACUACGAUGCAGCCUCCUACUUUUUGACCAGCUCAAAUUGGCAGGAGAUGCGAAACGGCGGCAGAGGCUCCCUGACAAUGGACAUAUGCACCAAGAUUCUUGCGAGUGAUGACAUUAGCAUCGGGCUCAAGUGCGAUGCUCAACGGACAUUGCUUGCUCUUCUUUCCAAGACCACGACGAUGCCAUCCGAACUCAAGACUUGUCUACAGCAUCUUACCGCCGACUCCAAGUAUCUUGAGCGACAGGAUUGCGAUCAGCAGUACGUGGACUACCUGUUGGAGCUAGAAGCCGUGUGUCUCGAGGAUGUAAUGUCCGGAAAGGAAAAUUCUAUUGUCAUAGACAGUCUAGUCGCCUGGGCAAACGACUGUAUUUCAGCUGCGAAAGGGGUGGGCAUACACACACGCGAAGCAGCUGCAGAAGCACUCAACCGGCUGGACAGCACUUGGAAUAUGCUGGCGACCGACCCCGCUCUAGCAGCAUGCUUCCGUGGGCUGUGCUGCGCCGUGUACGACCUACUUAACGACGAUGAUGAAGACAUCCGCCUCCAAGCGGCGGGAAUUACGAAACGAAUCCUUUCCAGAGCGACUGCGCGGAAGGAUGUGGAUUUCGAACCUAUAGUGGCCAGCCAAAAACUCCUAGCACUCUACACCACUCGAGCCGGGCACGGACCUGAGGCUUUCACCACCGCAUUGAGUCGAGCAUAUGGCCUGUCGUCUGAUAUCGCAAGCUGCUCGGUGGAAUAUCAGCUGGCGGCGCUCUCGCACAGUGACACCGCGUUGUUCGCGGAAGAGAAACAGAAUCKCUACAUCGACGACUCCCAAGAAGUACGAGUCUGGUCGCAGGUCAUUGCCAAGUUGCUUUCGGAGCAGGUCACAUCGUCGCUGCUCGAGAAUGACUUGAAGCACGCGCAACUUAUCGAAUGGAUUUCGAGUGGCCUGGACACACUUGCGAGUAAGGCCGAGGGUGAGCCUGAUGGUGCUCUGGGAUGGAGUACAAGCGAGGGUGUCUUCGCUUUGGGUCUGAAGGUCAUUCAUGGCACUGAGGUCGUCUUGCAGAUGAAGAGUCUUGGUGUUACGGUGCCGGCGCUGGAGACUAAGCUAUUUGCUUGUGCGAAGGCUUUCGAGGUUGGAGGCGUGAAUUGCUUGUGGAAGUGGGAGGUUGAGCGGAUUCUGAGUGAUGUUGUGAUGAGCAAGUUGGGAGUGUUGAACGCUGGGACCGUGGAGAGAUAUCAGGUUGGUGCGUAG
Molecule: messenger RNA, 4743 nt
Organism: Ramularia collo-cygni
Lineage: Eukaryota; Fungi; Ascomycota; Dothideomycetes; Mycosphaerellales; Mycosphaerellaceae
Exons: 2
Coding region: 1-4743 (1580 amino acids)
Biological process (GO): tRNA methylation
Cellular component (GO): cytosol
Source: RefSeq, a predicted model, not a curated record